AUGCAUUCCUAUACCAUGGCGUCGCCAGACAGGAUGAGUGGCUCAGAUACCGGCCUGGAGGAGCCAGAGCUCAACAUUACUCUCACCCUCCGGAUGCUCAUGCACGGGAAGGAGGUUGGCAGCAUCAUCGGCAAGAAAGGCGAGACCGUUAAGAGGAUACGGGAACAAAGCAGCGCCCGGAUCACCAUCUCUGAGGGAUCUUGUCCCGAGCGGAUCACCACCAUCACAGGAUCCACGGAUGCUGUCUUCAGAGCCGUCUCCAUGAUCGCCUUCAAAUUGGAGGAGGACCUGGGGACAGGAGCCACCAACGGAGGAGCUGUGUCCAAACCGCUGGUGACACUGCGGCUGGUCAUCCCGGCCAGCCAGUGCGGUUCUCUCAUUGGCAAAGCUGGCGCCAAAAUCAAGGAGAUCCGUGAGACCACGGGAGCACAGGUCCAGGUGGCAGGAGACCUGCUGCCCAAUUCCACGGAGCGGGCGGUCACGGUCUCGGGCGUGCCAGAUGCCAUCAUCCAGUGUGUGCGGCAGAUCUGCGCAGUCAUCCUGGAGUCGCCGCCAAAAGGGGCCACCAUUCCCUACCAUCCCUCCCUCUCCCUGGGGACGGCUCUCCUCUCGGCCAGCCAGGGCUUUUCCAUGCAGGGCCAGUACAGCGGGGGGCCUCAAGCCGAGGUGACGAAAUUGCAGCAACUCUCUGGGCAUCCCGUUGCCUUCACCUCUCUGGGCCAGGCACCCUCCCUGGUCCCAGGCCUGGACGCCAGCCCCCAGAGCAGCUCGCAGGAGUUCCUGGUGCCCAAUGACCUGAUUGGCUGCAUCAUUGGCCGCCAGGGCAGCAAGAUCAGCGAGAUCCGGCAGAUGUCCGGAGCGCACAUCAAAAUCGGGAACCAGAGCGAGGGCUCCAGCGAGCGCCAUGUGACCAUCACGGGGACCCCAGUCAGUAUCACUCUUGCCCAGUACCUCAUCACAGCCUGUUUAGAGACAGCCAAAUCUACCUCCCAGACGCCCCCCAUCUCCAGUCCCGUUGACCUCAGCAUGACCUUCUCCCAGUCCCUCAAUCCAUCGCCGGGCCCCACGCUGACAGCGGUAGCCGCGCCCCCUCCCACCUUGCUGGGUGGCCCUUAUGCCAUCUCCCUGUCCAACUUCUUCGGCCUCAAGCCCGUCCCCUUCCUGACGCUGCCCCCUUCCUCGGCCGCGGGGCACAACGGCAGCCUCACCACCUACACGACCAAGAUCUCCACAGCCAACGGCGCCAAGAAAGCAGAGCGGCAGAAGUUCUCCCCGUACUGA
Messenger RNA from Emys orbicularis (European pond turtle), 1281 nucleotides. It is a transcript of the gene PCBP4, whose product is annotated as poly(rC) binding protein 4. Gene Ontology annotation, cellular component: nucleus; cytoplasm. The transcript is spliced from 12 exons. The record is from RefSeq and is a predicted model, not a curated record. Gene Ontology annotation, biological process: negative regulation of mRNA splicing, via spliceosome. Gene Ontology annotation, molecular function: mRNA binding. NCBI's taxonomy places the organism in Eukaryota, Metazoa, Chordata, Testudines, Emydidae. The coding region runs from base 1 to 1281 and encodes 426 amino acids.